AUGUUGAUAUAAUUCCCACACAAGCGCUUCGCCAUCCCAGGAUUGACGAAGGAAUAGCACAGCAACUCAAGUGCUGGUAGGGUUCCAUUGAAGCCAACGAGGUGAGUGCAUGAAUACCCAUGAUGCGUUGCCGUAUAGCUGUACACUUUCUACUAUUUCAUGCUUUCGUUGGCAUUGAAUGAGAGUGGGUGCAGCUGCGACGGCCCAUAUGUAGGCCGCUGGCCGCUGGUAGAUGCAGGUGUUGGACCAGACGUCACGCCGGGAGUCGUCAUCUUUCUGCUUGUCAGACCCUUAGUGCUCCACGUCUGCACACUACAAGGCGUCCUCAAGUGCGCUCAACGACCUACCCUCCCUCUUCCAACCGUCAUCAGCAUCCUCUACUCACCUGCUCCUAACGUGUAAACGUCUGUUAGUUCACACAUAACUUAUAUCAUAGCAUACGGAGCAUCCCAGUCCUAUGAAUAAAAGUCCCAUGAAUCUGGAAUAUACGCGUCCGAACCUACUCUCCCCGGAAGACUGGCUUGCGCUUCUCCCGGAACGCGUCAAGCGCCUCAACUCGAUCGCGCGAGUGUAAAAGCGGCUCGUAGCUUGCCCAUUCGAAAUCCAGCCCUGCGCGUCGCGGGAGACUU
Molecule: messenger RNA, 629 nt
Organism: Postia placenta MAD-698-R-SB12
Lineage: Eukaryota; Fungi; Basidiomycota; Agaricomycetes; Polyporales; Adustoporiaceae
Exons: 4
Coding region: 160-402 (80 amino acids)
Source: RefSeq, a predicted model, not a curated record